CUCGCCUCGGCCCAGCCUCGGGGUCUGGGCGGAGGGUUCCAGUGUCCACGGGCCGUGGUCUCGGUGCUGCUGUACGCUGCCGGCUGCGUGGAGCCGGGAUGCGCUGUGCUUGCUGCGGAUCCUCAUCAUGGAGACCAAACGUCUGGAGAUUCCCAGCAGCGUCCUGGACGAUCUCUGCAGCCGAUUUAUUUUGCAUAUUCCCAGCGAGGAGAGAGACAAUGCCAUCCGCGUUUGCUUCCAGAUUGAACUGGCCCACUGGUUUUACUUGGACUUCUACAUGCAGAACACACCAGGACUACCUCAGUGCGGGAUAAGAGACUUUGCCAAAGCCGUCUUCAGUCAUUGUCCAUUUCUGCUGCCACAAGGUGAAGAUGUGGAAAAAAUUUUGGAUGAGUGGAAGGAAUAUAAAAUGGGAGUCCCAACAUACGGUGCGAUUAUUCUUGAUGAGACACUCGAGAAUGUGCUACUGGUUCAGGGUUACCUGGCAAAGUCAGGCUGGGGGUUCCCAAAAGGAAAGGUAAAUAAAGAAGAAGCACCCCAUGACUGUGCUGCCAGAGAGGUCUUUGAAGAAACUGGUUUUGAUAUAAAAGACUAUAUUUGUAAGGACGAUUACAUUGAACUUCGGAUCAAUGACCAACUCGCUCGCUUGUACAUCAUUCCAGGAGUUCCAAAAGACACAAAAUUUAACCCCAAAACCAGAAGAGAAAUUAGGAAUAUUGAGUGGUUCUCCAUUGAGAAAUUGCCCUGUCAUAGAAAUGAUAUGACUCCCAAGUCCAAGCUUGGCUUGGCACCUAAUAAGUUUUUCAUGGCCAUUCCCUUUAUCAGGCCAUUAAGGGACUGGCUGUCUCGAAGAUUUGGAGAUUCCUCAGAUAGUGACAAUGGUUUUUCCUCAGCUAGUAGCACACCAGCUAAACCCACUGUGGAAAAAAUGAGCCGGACGAAAUUCCGCCACAGCCAGCAGCUAUUCCCUGAAGGCUCUCCUAGUGACCAGUGGGUAAAGCACAGGCAGCCGCUGCAGCAGAAGCCGCAUAGUAACCAUACAGAGGUGUCGGACCCUGUCAAAGCAAAGAAUCAAAACCUGAGAGGGAAUGGCAGGAAACAGUACCAAGAUUCACCUAAUCAGAAGAAAAGAGCAAACGGAGUUCACAGCCAGCCAGCAAAGCAGCAGAGCCCCUUGAUGAAAUGUGAAAAGAAGCUGCAUCCACGAAAACUUCAGGACAACUUUGAGACAGAUGCCGUCUACGAUUUGCCUUGUUCUGGUGAAGACUCGUUGGUAGAACAUGCCGAGGGACACCCUGUGGUGUGUAAUGGACAUUGCAAGUUCCCAUUUUCAUCUAGAACCUUUCUGAGUUUCAAGUUUGACCAAAAUGCUAUAAUGAAGACCUUGGACCUUUGAUAGCAGCGCAUGUACGGCAGAAGGGCCACGGUCAGAGACCUGUUGCAUCUGAGCGGGCAUCGCCUCAAGCCUUACCUCUCUCAGGUAUUUGGAAGAAAUGCAGGCAGGCAAUGUUUCUAAAGAGGUUUUCUGAACAGAAGAGAAACUAGAAAGAAACAUGCUUGUACUGUAAAUGCAGUUAGAACCUUUUAUAUGGAUUUACCAUUUCAGUGUUUGGAGCCAAGUUUUAGUUGCCUAUGUUUUUUGUCUUUUCCUUUUUGAGGGCAUUUAUUUUGUGUGACUAUGGGUCUUGUUUUUUAUUCUGAUCAAGAAAAGAGUUGUUUUGAUGGAGUCAUCAACGGGAAGCCAAGUUUAUAGAAGUAUUUCAUCUCCCCAUCUUAGUGAUUACAAAAGUUUGCUUAUUGGAAAUUUUAAAAGAAACUUAAAACCCCAAAUAUUAAUGAGCAUAAGAGGUGAAAUGUGACAUCAGACUCGCAAGCAUUUUGCUCAUUUCUCUGCUUCUAACCGCUGAGAAUCUAGCCCUUCCAGUUGGAGUAUUGUCAGUUCGUUUAGAACCUCAUCUUCAAAACAAUACUCACUUGUAAAGUGAACGCUUUAGCACUUCAUCAGGACAAAGUGCACGGCUUCGAGA
Molecule: messenger RNA, 2027 nt
Organism: Acomys russatus (golden spiny mouse)
Lineage: Eukaryota; Metazoa; Chordata; Mammalia; Rodentia; Muridae
Gene: Dcp2
Product: decapping mRNA 2
Exons: 11
Coding region: 128-1396 (422 amino acids)
Biological process (GO): nuclear-transcribed mRNA catabolic process, nonsense-mediated decay; deadenylation-dependent decapping of nuclear-transcribed mRNA
Cellular component (GO): P-body; cytoplasm
Molecular function (GO): 5'-(N(7)-methylguanosine 5'-triphospho)-[mRNA] hydrolase activity; manganese ion binding; RNA binding
Source: RefSeq, a predicted model, not a curated record